This is a messenger RNA of Solanum stenotomum, 570 nucleotides long. RefSeq lists its product as uncharacterized. Lineage: Eukaryota; Viridiplantae; Streptophyta; Magnoliopsida; Solanales; Solanaceae. The record is from RefSeq and is a predicted model, not a curated record. The transcript is spliced from 2 exons. The coding region runs from base 1 to 570 and encodes 189 amino acids.
AUGGCUGAAGACAGUGAAUUGUGGGACAUUGUGCUAGAUGGUCCUUUUAUACCCACAAAAGAGGUUAAUGAAGGUGAAAUCACAAGAGUUAUUCCAAAUACUCGUCAACAGUAUGAUGAAGCUGAACGAAAAAAGAUCGAGAAAAGCUACAAAGCCAAGAAGUUACUAGUGUGUGGGAUUGGUGCUGAAGAAUAUAAUUGUAUCUCCGCCUGUGAAUCCGCCAAUGAGAUUUGGGAUUGUCUCCGGACGACUCAUGAAGAGGGAGAAACUAUUCAUGAAAUGAGUACCAGAUUUGCUUCUAUCACAAAUGAGUUACGAUCGUUGGGAGAACCUGUUCACACAAGCAAACAGGUUAGGAAGAUUCUUCGAGUUCUUCCUAAAUCCUGGUCAAGCAAGGUUGAUGCUAUCACUGAGGUGAAGGACUUGAAGGUACUCACAAUGGAUUCUCUAAUCGGAAGUCUUCAAACUCAUGAAAUGAAUAGAAAUCAAGAGGAAUCAAAGAAGGAAGUGAAGAAGGAUAAAUAUCUAUCCCUCAAGGUGGCAUCAAGAAACACAUCCAACGAAGAAUAA